GCAUGGCAACGGCUGGGCUCAGGCGCCUCUCAACACCCACGGAGCGUCUGCACCUCUCAUCAUGACGUCGCGCGGCAUGCAAGCCUGAUGCGAAGUUUGUUUUUCAACGACUGCGUCAAUAUAAGAAGAGACAGAGGGGCUUGGGUCGUGAAGUCAACUCGUUGAGCCCUUCAGGCUUCCAGUAUUUUGCAACGCUCAGUAAUCUACUACAAGUAGUCUGCAUCAAGCCAUGCCUUCUAUCAACGCGACUGUCUUCCAUGCGUAUGCGUACGGCACUGCGUUCUGGUAUGGCCUGCGUGGCUUGUGUCGAGUAUAUGACCCCGUCAUGGUCAUUGGCUGGUUCCGGCCACCCUCGCAACUCAAUCUCAAAGUCAACGACCUUGAAAAGUACAACGUGCGCACAGACGGCUGGUGUCUUGUUACCCUGGCUCUGAUUCUCGUUGGCCUGACCAAUGCCGUUCCUUUUACGGCCAAGUCUGCGAAGACGUUUUCUUCAGUCCAGUAUGCAAAGGCUAUUGUCGCUGCUACCAUUUUCCAUCAUGUCGCGACGGGUAUUGGCGCGUACCAGCAUUACAGAUUGCCCAGCCACUACAACACCAGCAUGGGAAUCGGUGUCUGGGGCAACGUUUGGCUGUCUUUGACUGGUCUGUUUACGCUGGCCAUGCUACAAAGCGAUGCAGGCGACAAGUCUGUUGAGCAGGUGGCUCGGAAAGUGAAAUAGCUAAACACCCCUUCAAACGAUUUGAAAUUGGCGAUGCGAUAAGGUUGGGUACUGUAGAUGUAGCUAAGCCAAGUACCUAAGUAGCACUCGCUAGAGGUGCUAAAAGUAGAAAAGGCGAGACAGCAAGAUGGGCAUACUUAAUGUGAGGAAGUUGACACAAUAAUAAAUUGAGGCAUACCAAGCAACAU
Molecule: messenger RNA, 909 nt
Organism: Exserohilum turcica Et28A
Lineage: Eukaryota; Fungi; Ascomycota; Dothideomycetes; Pleosporales; Pleosporaceae
Exons: 3
Coding region: 230-721 (163 amino acids)
Source: RefSeq, a predicted model, not a curated record